AUGAACUCUAAAUGGCGGAGUGCAAGAGUGAAGAUUGUAUAUAGCUCCCUCCGUAAACUGAUCCCCUUUGGUAACCGCGUCCUGGUCAAACGUUUCGAGGCUGUCGCCAAGACGGCAAGUGGCAUUUACUUGCCUGAUGCUGAAUCCAAGCAACAAAAUGAAGGUCAAGUCGUGGCUGUUGGACCUGGUGCCCGUUCUUCUGAUGGUUCUCUUAUUCCAGCUCAAAGUGCUGUAGGUGACAAGGUCUUAUUGCCUGAAUACGGUGGCAGCUCGGUCAAAUUGGGCGACGAGGAACUCUAUUUGUUCCGUGAUGAAGACAUUUUGGGCAAACUCGAGUAG
This is a messenger RNA of Peronospora farinosa, 339 nucleotides long. NCBI's taxonomy places the organism in Eukaryota, Oomycota, Peronosporomycetes, Peronosporales, Peronosporaceae. The record is from the annotation of a GenBank genome assembly.